Anastrepha obliqua is the source of this 580-nucleotide messenger RNA. RefSeq lists its product as uncharacterized. The transcript has 3 exons. Gene Ontology annotation, biological process: cellular response to oxidative stress. Gene Ontology annotation, cellular component: cytoplasm. The record is from RefSeq and is a predicted model, not a curated record. Lineage: Eukaryota; Metazoa; Arthropoda; Insecta; Diptera; Tephritidae. Gene Ontology annotation, molecular function: glutathione disulfide oxidoreductase activity. Bases 71 to 424 code for a protein of 117 amino acids.
CGUUUCACUGGAAAUUAGUAAUCGUUUAGAAAUUUUCCAAUUUAUUGACGUGGGUAAAAGGGGCUCAUGUAUGGGUUCAGUCAUUUCUGCUUUACCGAAAAAACCCCUCAUAGGUGUUAAUAUGAGUAGUCCUCAGGCAGAUAUGGUUCGCGAUGUAAUAGCAAAUAAUAAGGUCGUAAUUUUUUCUAAAAGCUACUGCCCUUUCUGUACAAUGGCCAAGGAGCAAUUUCGGAAACUUUCUGUGCCCGCUUAUGUUGUUGAACUGGAUAGUCGCAGUGAUGCUGAUGAAAUCCAAAAUAUUCUUGGCGAGAUAACAGGUGGUAGAACGGUGCCAAGAUGUUUCAUCAACGGAAAAUUUAUUGGCGGCGGCACUGAUGUUAAAAAAAUGUACGAGCAAGGGACUCUUCAAAAGUACUUCAAAUAAUUAUUUUCAAUGGUUUUACAAAUUUUAAGUUUUAGUUAGCACUUGUUGUUUUUGAGAGUAGGUAAAAAAAUGUACGCAAUGCUAUUUUUUUAUAUGAAAUGUUAUUAAAUUAGACAUUUAGAUCUAAACUUAAUAACAAAUUUUAUUUAAAACAUU